This is a messenger RNA of Anisakis simplex (herring worm), 1692 nucleotides long. The record is from the annotation of a GenBank genome assembly. Lineage: Eukaryota; Metazoa; Nematoda; Chromadorea; Rhabditida; Anisakidae.
AUGACACACAUGUAUUCCGUGAUUUUGUUAUUGUGCUCAGUGCCCGCUAUUCGUUCAAGGGCCACCGUGCACGACGACGCCAUCGUACACACCAAACUAGGUACCAUUCGAGGCGUUCAACAGAAAUUCGAAGAUGCAGUGGUAAACGCCUACCUCGGAGUACCGUUCGCUCGACCACCUAUAGGAAGCCGUCGGUUUGCUUUACCCGAGCUAAUCGAGCCUUGGCAAGGUGAGCUUGAGGCUCGCAAGCUUGCUCGAACCUGUUAUAUUACGCCUGACAACCAGUUCCCUCAAUUUCCCGGAGCUGAAAUGUGGAAUCCCCCGAAUAUAUUCGAUGAGGAUUGUCUUGCACUGAAUAUUUGGGUGCCUUCCAAGCAUGAUGGUAAAGUAAUGGUGUGGAUAUACGGUGGUGGUUUCUUCUCGGGAAGUCCCUCAUUGGAUUUGUAUGAUGGUCGAGUGCUUGCCUCUCGGCAAGAAGUCAUUGUUGUUAACAUUAAUUAUAGGUUAGGUCCAUUUGGUUUUCUUUACUUUGGUCCAAAAUCAUCGAUUCCUGGAAACAUGGGUUUGAUGGAUCAACAACUCGCACUCAGAUGGAUUAACGAGAACAUCGGUGCUUUCGGUGGUGAUCCUCGAAAGGUGACAUUAUUUGGGGAAAGUGCUGGUGCCGCAUCAGUUACUGCGCAUUUUUUUGCACCUGGAAGCUUUGCCUACUAUCAGAAGGCAAUUGUGAUGAGUGGCACAAUAAUAAAUUCAUGGGCAACGAAAGACAAGGAUAUGAUGUUUGAAACAUCAAUGUUUCUUGCUAGGAAAUUGAAUUGUACGAAUGCAUACGAUCAGCAUCCCGAUAUCACCUAUAUCGCACACUGUGUUCGCCAAGCACCUGCCUCCAAAAUCCAACGCGCUGCAGAUGCCGUUGGAGUCGACCAAAUUUUGCCCAUGACUUUCCCCUUCGUACCUGUCGAAGAAGAUGAUAAUUUUUUUCAGGAUGAGGGUACUUAUUGGUUACCAUAUUAUCUCUUGAGUCCUAAAAUGGGUUUUCAAUUCAAUCAUACUAUAUCAGCCGACGAUCCAAUGAAUCGAGCACUCAUCAAUCGUGGACAAUACACACGAUCAUUAGAAUCAUUCAUCCCCUAUUUUGGUGAUUCACAACUUGUUAAGCAUGCUCUUCUUCAUGCCUAUGAGCAGGUUUCGGAAAGCAGCGAUUCACACGAAAGACUUCGUGAUGGGGUUGCAAGAUUUGUUGGUGAUUUCUUUUUCACAUGCAGUCUUGUUGAAUUCUCAGAUAUCCUCGCCGACAACAUUUACGGAUCUGUUUACAUGUAUUAUUUUACAAGAAGGUCAUCAGCAAAUCCAUGGCCGAAGUGGAUGGGUGUGAUGCAUGGAUAUGAAAUUGAGUACGCGUUUGGACAGCCGUUAAGGCAAACAAGUCUAUAUGCAGCCGUCCAACUAGCAUCAGAACAAAAAUUUUCUGAGAUUAUCAUGAAGUAUUGGACUGACUUUGCGGUCAGCGGAGUACCAAUGCCAGUUUGGCCGAAAUAUAACAAAGUGACACGGAAAUCGUUCGUAUUGGAUGAUGAUGUAACGAAAAGUAAUUAUCAUAUAGAAGUCGAUUUGCAUGGUAGAUACUGCCGAUUGCUGACUGAAGCACAAUCUGUUAUCGGUCAAGGUGGUAAUGGUGAGCAGUGUAUUUGA